AUGAAUUCAAGAAGCCAAUACAAAUUGGAGGAGCCGAAUGGAAGAUUUCCACUCACAUAUUUCCCCUCUCUCUCUCUCUCUCUCUCUCUCUCUCUCUCUCUCUUCUUUGUUUUAAUCUCUCUAACAAUUGCAUGUUUUCUUCUGUUUCUCAUUGUCGUUCUCUCGCUUCCAGUAUCGUCUUCACCUCCUUUCUUCAUGUUCUUUCACUCUUUCUCAAUCACUCUCUUUAACUGCCUCUUCGACAGUUCAUAUCUAUCUAUCUAUCUAUGUAUCUAUCUAUCUAUCUAUCUCACUAUUCUUAUCAAUAUAUCUAUCUCAUCUAUAUCUAUCUAUAGUCUAUUCACAUCUAUCUAUCUAUCUAUUAAAUCUGUUCAUAUCUAUCUAUCUAUCUAUCUAUCUAUCUAUCUAUCUAUCUGUGUUUCUUUCUUCUGUGUUCAUUCAUUUGUCUUUCUUUCGCCAUUCCUAUCUAUAUGUCCCAUUAUUUUCUUUCUUUCUCUCUUUCUUUCUUUCUUUCUUUCUUCGUCUGUUCAUAUCUAUCUAUCUAUCUCAGUCUGUUCAUAUCUAUCUAUCUAUCUAUCUAUCUAUCUAUCUAUCUAUCUAUCUAUCUAUCUAUCUCCGUCUGUUCAUAUCUAUCUAUCUAUCUAUCUAUCUAUCUAUCUAUCUAUCUAUCUAUCUAUCUAUCUAUCUCCGUCUGUUCAUAUCUAUCUAUCUAUCUAUCUAUCUAUCUAUCUAUCUAUUACAUCUGUUGACAUCAAUCUAUCUAUCUAUCUAUCUAUCUAUCUAUCUAUCUAUCUAUCUAUCUCCGUCUGUUCAUAUCUAUCUCUAUCUAUCUAUCUAUCUAUCUAUCUAUCUCUAUCUAUCUAUUACAGUCUUCUCAUAUCUAUCGAUCUUAUCUAUCUCAGUCUGUUCAUAUCUAUCUAUUUAUCUCAGUCUGUUGACAUCUAUCUAUCUAUCUAUCUAUCUAUCUAUCUAUCUAUCUAUCUAUCUAUCUAUCUCCGUCUGUUCAUAUCUAUCUAUCUAUCUAUCUAUCUAUCUAUUACAUCUAUCUCAGUCUGUUCAUAUCUAUCUAUUUAUCUCAGUCUGUUGACAUCUAUCUAUCUAUCUAUCUAUCUAUCUUAG
Acanthosepion pharaonis is the source of this 1119-nucleotide messenger RNA. NCBI's taxonomy places the organism in Eukaryota, Metazoa, Mollusca, Cephalopoda, Sepiida, Sepiidae. The record is from the annotation of a GenBank genome assembly.